CCCGAGGUCUGGGCGCAACUUUUCCGGCAAGACAAGCGUCUCCUCAACCCCGUGCUGCCCUGGCUGCGCCAGCGUCUGGAGGCAAUCUUUGGGGAGCAGUGGUGGCUGGCAACAGGAAGAGAAGCCCUGCUCUUGCAGGCCCUGUGCUUAUGGGGGCUGGACGAGGAGGCCAUGGUUGAGCAACUGCAGCCUGGCCUUGAGGAACAUACAGCAUCCCUGGUCCAUGACCUCAUCGACGUUGUCAUGCGUCGGUGCAGCCAUGAGGCCUUGAGGAUGCUGCAGUCCUUCACUGCCGGCCAAGAGGAGGAGGAGGAUGGACAUGCAGCCAACUCCAACUCCACCACCUCCAGCACCUCCUCCAGCAGCCCUGAAGACUCUGAUGUGGAAGAGCACCCCAGCACGUUGGAGGCCGCUCUGCAGAGGGGUCCCAGCCGCCCUCGGUCUGUGCCUGUCCCUGUGGAGCAGGAGCAGCCCCAGGAAGAGCCGGAGGAGGCGGUGGCAGGUCCCUCUGCCCAGGGCCGCAGCUCCAGACCCUCCGCUCCCAGCCGGG
Calidris pugnax (ruff) is the source of this 550-nucleotide messenger RNA. Its product is annotated as E3 ubiquitin-protein ligase Topors-like. The record is from RefSeq and is a predicted model, not a curated record. The annotation marks the transcript as partial. Lineage: Eukaryota; Metazoa; Chordata; Aves; Charadriiformes; Scolopacidae. The transcript has 2 exons.